GCCCCGCCUCGAUGCCUUGCCCCGCCCCGAUGCCUUGCCUCGCCAGAUAAAUCAGGUACUGCCAGAAACCGCCUUCAACUUCCUCAUCGAGGAUCAGCAGCAUUUGGAGGAUCUUUUUAGGACGACGGACGCCGCUGUGUGGAUGAUCAGCAGCUUGGAUGAACUACACGAAAAUUGGCCGAAAAUGUUGCUGCCUCACGUCUGGCGGUAUUCUGAUUUUAACCCCGAGGGGAAAAAAGUUGUUGGUUAUGAUUUCAAGUAUUACCUAGUCUUUUUCGACGAUGGAAGCGAUCUCCGCGUAGACGUUAACAAUUGCAUUGAUUACAUCGAAGAAGAAGAGGCGCUGCCGCGGUUCCUCAAGAAUCAACUACGCAUGGCAGGGCUCGUCACGCCAGGUGUGGGCUUUCCCCUUUCCCCACCCUACCCAACGGUCACUGCAAUGAGAAAAUUUAAAAUGCUUGUAAGAAAUGCCAACAUCUUCAUCAUUAUGAUGGCCACUCGCAAUGUGAAUGACUUCUUAGAGGACGCCGCCCUGCACCACAAAUACGCUUUCCGCAGCCGAGAAACUCCAAUGUCCGAUGUGGACAAGCGGCUGGUGAUGAUGGCCUCGUGGAAUACUUACGUCAUAGUUCUGAAAUUUAUGGUUAAAACUUUAUUUGAAAAUUGUCCGUCACUGCCGGUGAUUAUGUUGAUAACUCACCACCCCCUCCUCAGGACGUUCAUCUUGCAUUUGCUUGUAAGGCAUUUCGUGCUGGCGUAUUGCGCCUCAUCUCCUGAUACUGAUAUUAGUGAACAUUUUAUCAAUGUUGGUGAGCUGUUGAUGCUUGAUCUCCAAAAUAUAGUGAGACGUGAGCUGAAUAUAGUCAAGAGUAAUGUCAUGGUGCCAUAUUUAGCAUUAUUGAUUAUUCAAAAUAUAAUCACAGCCAUCAGAUUUUCUAUAACUGCUUCUUUUCGGUCAUAACCAAUAAUUUAUCAAUGGUUUGGCUCUUUUAAAAUGUUUUAUAAAUUCCUUCAUUUGAGUUUUGUUGGAAGAUUAUUUGAUAACUGUUAUAGCCUGGUUCGUAUAAAACUUGUCCUAUAUUUCAUCAUAAAUCAUGUCAUGGCUAGAGAAGAAAAAAUUAGAAUUGUGUUAAACUUAAAUGGGUGUGCCUAUUUGGUAAAGAACUGGGGAAAAUAAUACAUUUUUUAUGCAUGGCUGUCAUUUUUAAGAAAAAUAUCAUAGAAGUUUUGCCGUAGUGAUUUUGAAUUUUCAUCCCUCACGAGCGUUGUUACUAGAUUUAUAGUGAUUUUUGUUUGUUGAAUUCAUCAUUCCUGUUUUAAAAAGAGCGCAAUUGACGGAUGACGUGACAAAAUGUUCCGAUUUUUCUUAGAUUGUUAUAAAUUGACUAUUGAAUCAUUCAAUGAUUUUAGUGCCUUAGGUUUUUACAUUGUUGUGCCCCUUCAUUGACGAAUAAAAAUAUUUAUGAAAA
Messenger RNA from Hyalella azteca, 1469 nucleotides. RefSeq lists its product as uncharacterized. The transcript is spliced from 3 exons. The record is from RefSeq and is a predicted model, not a curated record. Lineage: Eukaryota; Metazoa; Arthropoda; Malacostraca; Amphipoda; Hyalellidae. Bases 143 to 961 code for a protein of 272 amino acids.